Molecule: messenger RNA, 684 nt
Organism: Brugia malayi
Lineage: Eukaryota; Metazoa; Nematoda; Chromadorea; Rhabditida; Onchocercidae
Product: RH61522p, putative
Exons: 6
Coding region: 1-684 (227 amino acids)
Biological process (GO): chromatin organization
Cellular component (GO): nucleus
Source: RefSeq, a predicted model, not a curated record
AUGGGCUUUUCGAAUGGCAACGGUGGUAUUUCAAGAAGAAAACAGAUAAUGAGAGGUCGGAAGCGUGAUGAUUUACCGUCUCUCGGCAUUGUUGCCAGACGAGCAACUUCGCGAUAUGGCUUAUCACGGCAAAACAAAACUGUUACAGUGAGCGGGCGAAGAAUUGGUAUAAAUACGCCAAUCAACAAAUAUGCGAAUCGAAGAACAUCUUUUUUCAAAUCGAUUCGUCCACAAAAAGCAACAAGUCAAAAGGCAGAAUUACGGUGUCAUGAUGCAUUAUGGGAUAAGUGUGAACGUCUGUUUCGAAUAGGUGAUAUAGUUUCAAUAAUAGAUAAGGAUGAUGGUUUGUGUUAUUUUGCGCAGAUUCGAGCUUUACUAUGUAAUCAAUUUGGUGAACGUUUUGCCGCUCUUACUUGGUUGGUUCCCACUGAAUCAGCUGAUGAAGCUCACCAUUUUGAUGCAGAACAUUUUGUGCAUGCACUGUCCGACUCAGUGAUGUAUCCUCUAGAGGUUUGCACAUUUGUACAGCACGCUCCAUUGCUUCCGGGUUAUUGUCAUGAUUGGAGACCGCGGUCUUUAGUGGAAAAAAAAUUACAUGAACAGAUGGAGGAAAGAGUUCGUUCUGUAAAUACAAUACCAACUAAAUUAAUUGCAUUUGAUGAAAAAAUUCCGUUGUCGAAAUAG